Molecule: messenger RNA, 1110 nt
Organism: Ylistrum balloti
Lineage: Eukaryota; Metazoa; Mollusca; Bivalvia; Pectinida; Pectinidae
Product: ninjurin-1-like
Exons: 3
Coding region: 72-620 (182 amino acids)
Biological process (GO): cell adhesion; tissue regeneration
Cellular component (GO): membrane
Source: RefSeq, a predicted model, not a curated record
GACACAACUGUCACAUUUUGUAUCGACGAAAUAAAUGGAAAGGAAGUGACUUGUUGGUCAAAGAUCAUCAGAUGGGAAAAAAGAAAAGAAAAAAUGUUACCAAAUCACCUGGGACAUAUACAGGGGAAGACACAUCUGUUAAACCAGAGGAAAAGAUCAACCUAGCCGAACAGUUAAAGCAGUAUUUGUUGUCCAGCUCCAAACAGGACAUUUCUCAGGACAAGAGGGGUCUUCCAGUUCCAGAUGUAACGCCACCAGUGCAAGAAAAGAGCAAGAAAAUUGUAACUCAAAAGACUUUUACUAAAGGAAUGAUGGACAUUUCUCUGUUGACAUCUAAUGCUACACAGCUGCGCUCCAUUAUCCUGGACCAACAUAAUACAUUUCGAGACCUACUCAUUGUGCUACUGAUAUUAUCAAUAUGUCUCCAAGUCAUUUCUACAUUAUCACUUAUCCUGGCUGACUCCUUCAAAACAAAUGACACAAAGAAAAAUAACUCAAACCUUAGACGAGGUUUAAGUUUUUUUUCAAUGGCAUUAACCACUCUAGUGACUGUUGUCAAUAUAUUGAUAUCUGCAUUUUAUUUGCCGGGAGACCAUACUCGCCAAUCUAUAGUACACUGACUGAGGAGCUCAAGUGCUGUGUUGUCCAUUUUAUAACACACUGAAUGAGGAGCUCAAGUGCUGUGUUGUCCAUUUUAUAGCACACUGAAUGAGGAGCUUAGGUGCGGUUUUGUCCGUUCUAUAGCACACUGACUGAGGAGCUGAGGUGCUGUGUUGUCUGUUCAACAGCACACUGACUAAGGAGCUGAGGUGUGGUUUUGUCUGUUCUGUAGCACACUGACUGAGGAGCUGAGGUGCUGUGUUGUCUGUUCUAUAGCACACUGACUGAGGAGCUGAGGUGCUGUGUUGUCUGUUCAACAGCACACUGACUAAGGAGCUGAGGUGCGGUUUUGUCUGUUCUGUAGCACACUGACUGAGGUGCUGUGUUGUUUUGUUAUAAAUCAUGUGCAGCCUUUUUUCAAAAUUUUAUGGAGUAAUAUCUGAUUGUAAUUGUCAAGGCACAGGUGCUUCUAGUCGAAAGGAGGUUCUUACUUAUUGUCUGUGGUUAUUG